Messenger RNA from Entrophospora sp. SA101, 183 nucleotides. The record is from the annotation of a GenBank genome assembly. Lineage: Eukaryota; Fungi; Glomeromycota; Glomeromycetes; Entrophosporales; Entrophosporaceae.
CCUGUAGCUAACAAAUUAAAACCUGAAUUAAGAGGUUCAUCAGAAUAUUCAGCAAUGCUAUCACACAUAAGGCACCUAAUUGUUAUUCUCAGAGAAAAACCAACAUUGAAUAUUUCAUAUCUUUUGUUAUUUUUAAAUUUAUCUUCACAAUUAAUGCAGGGUAGUCCAAAAAAGAAAAGUAAG